GUGCUGUUCAGUUGAACGGAGGGGCGGAUGGAGGCGCUCGCUCGGCCAAAAAGUCGACGAGAGACGACUAGGGCGGGGCGUUCCUCGCACGACACUUGAGCAACUUUGCUUUCAUUCCAAUCCGCAUCGACCCUCGACCCUCACCAUCCAUCUCGUCGAGGCGUCACCCACUACAUUACGCAACAGCACGACAUUAUCUCUUCCUCAUCCGCCUCAACUCAACAUCAUGUCCUCCUCAUCCUACUCACCCAUUCCCCUUGACAUCCGCUCCCCUCUCUCAGCCACACUGCAAACCUCCAUCCAGCAUAACCUCGCCUCGCGGGGCUACGCGACAGAGGAUGACCCCGUCAUGGCCGAGUACAUCCUGGUCAUGCUAGCGAACAGUAAGGCGAAGGAACAAAUUGACGCAGAGCUUUCAGAUCUGAUUGGGGCGGACACGUACGAGGCGAGCUUCACGGAGUGGCUGUGGAGCGAAGCGCAGAGGGUACUGAGCGGGGGUGAGCCAGGGCCGUCAAUACCUGUAGGAGAGGCAGGACCACCGCAGGCUGAGGUGUCGAUGGAUGCUGCGGUGGAUGCCGAUACUAGGUCACCGCCACCGGCAGCGCUGCGUCGCUCCUCUCGCUCACCAGAGCUGCAGCGCAGACGCUCCCAGUCGCCACCCUCGCGCAGCCGCGCAGGUGGAUGGGAAGGGCGCAAUGACGACGGUGGCUACGGACGAGGCUACAGACAGGAUCGUGGUGGACCAAGAGAUCGCGACUCAAGAUACGGCGCUCCUCGUCCGCCUCGAGAGCUCUUCGAUUCAGCGUUGGGCGCCGCAGGGACGAGUGGGAGGGAACGUCGUGCGAUGAGGGAAGGCAGAGGACAGCAAGGCGACGAGGUGGGAGAACGAAGGCUGGCUAUGGAUGACGAGCAACUUCAAGCGCCGCACCGCGAGGUCAGAAUACGUGGCUCUGCUCCUACUGCCCCCGACGCAGUGCCUACUGGCCCUCGCGAGCUCUUCGCUCGCUCCAUGAACGCAGCUGCUCAGCCACCAAGAGGUCUUCGCAACAAUGGCCGCAAUGGCCAUCAAGCACCUCCAAAUGGAAGCGGGCUGAGUCUUCUAGCAAGAGCGGGGGUCCCCGACCCACGCGCGGCAGCGUUCGUACCUACGGGCCCCGCUUCGGCCGGCUCGAGUAUGCCCAACACGCUCUUCUCGCGCAUUGACCCAAUGUUGCCCAACAACGCGCCGCCGCCAUCCGCUGAGUCAACCCAGUCCAGCUCGGCGCUUCCCACUCAACCGACACAAACAUCCCUCUGUCGCUGGUCCCUCGGCUGCACCGCCCCGACAUGCGCCUACUCCCACCCAUCACCCAGCGCCGCCCUGGCACGUCGCAGGGCGGGCGAGUCAACAACGGCCACCGCAGACGACCCCGUGAUCACGAGCGAGCGUCCCUGCUUCUACGGGGUGGGUUGCACAAACAAGGAGUGCGGGUUUAGCCACGUCAGUCCCGCUGUGCUCUUUGCGCAAAUGAAGAGCAGUCGUAACGCGGCAGAGACCGCCGCAGCUGCGGUCGAUACCACUGCGACGCCCUGUCGCUUUGCGGAUAAGUGCAGCAAUGCCUCAUGCGGGUACGCACACUUCGAUGCAGAAGGAAAGCCGGCACCUAGCCCUGCGCUGGCGAGAUUGUUGCGACCUGCGACACAGAAUGACGGACAAGCGGCGGGGAUGCAACAAGACGAGAGCGAAGGUGAUGUGGAGAUCAACACAGAGAUGGUAGAUGGUGAGGCCGCUGAUGGGGACAUGGCGAUGGAGCGAGGCGCAGAUGGGAAACCCCUCGCCCUCGAUCGCCCUCUGGACGGCGGCGCUUCGACGCCCAACGGCUCAUCAGGAGGUGCUAAGCCCUGCAAGUUUGGCAGCGGCUGUAUGCGACAUGACUGCUGGUUCUCGCAUCCUGAGUGGAGGAAGACCACAGCCCAGGUUGACGAGAACGGUAAUGCCGACGCCGGCGCUGGUGGCGGGAAACUGCACAUUUCCGACCGUUUGAGUCGCUUUGACCGCGAUGGGGAGAUGGAUGGAGAUGCAGAGGUGGAGAGGAUCAUACCCGUAGCAUGAUGCGAAGGACGAGCGGUGAGGUCGAUAAUCUGUGAUAUUCUUGUGCUACCUUAUCCAAAUGCCACGCCUCAGCGACACGUCCCUUGCCCUCCGUCAUCCUCGAUGA
Messenger RNA from Jaminaea rosea, 2198 nucleotides. RefSeq lists its product as hypothetical. The transcript has a single exon. Gene Ontology annotation, biological process: regulation of mRNA stability. NCBI's taxonomy places the organism in Eukaryota, Fungi, Basidiomycota, Exobasidiomycetes, Microstromatales. The record is from RefSeq and is a predicted model, not a curated record. Gene Ontology annotation, cellular component: cytoplasm; nucleus. Gene Ontology annotation, molecular function: poly(A) binding. The coding region runs from base 227 to 2092 and encodes 621 amino acids.